AUGCGAGACCUUGGUGUCAUGUACCCACACACACAGGCGACUCUGGUGUGGAUAAGUCAAGCGGCCACAACGGCUGAGCUCAAACAAGCUUCAGUAAGGCGCCACUCUGUGUCUGCGAUCUCAGACAGUAGAAGUUGCGGCUCACUAGGGGAGUCGGGUAACAUGACAGAAAAUUUGCUGGAGGAAGAAGAGACCUCUGGCAGGAUGACGGUGGCGCAGCUGGAGCAGAUGAUAGCUUGGAGUCGGAUGCUAAGAUAUACACUUGAGCAGUACGAGCUAGAAUUAGACGUCGACUCGCUGAUCAUUACUCUCCAUUGUAACGCAUAUAUACCGGACCUGGUCAAACUCCUCACUGCCACUCCGAAAAGGGUCAUCGUGAACUACUUGCUUUGGAGAUUUGUUUUACGCUACAUGCCAUAUAUUAGCAACUAUUUUCAGCAGCUGUGGCAGCAGUUUAGAAGUGAGGUACCGGAUCCCUUUGAAGAACGUACGUACAUCAGUCGCUGGAAGGAAUGUGCAGCACUAGUCAACGAAGGCUUUGGAGCAGCGCUUGCCAGAAUGUAUGUUGAGCAACAUUACGACCAGAAAAUUUCAGGAGAGAUUGAUAACAUGGUCGAGGAGGUUCGAACAGCCUUCCACAUAGUCAUUGAUCGACAGGACUGGUUGGAGCAGGAAAUGAAGCAAGUCUGUAGCGACAAGUUAGACAUAAUGGGUAAAAAGAUAGGUUAUCCAGAGUACAUAGAAUCAACAGAACUACUAGAUGCUGAGUUUGAAGGGCUGGAGAUCCUGGAAGAUCAUUUCCUCAAUAACAUAUUGAGAAUGAAGAAACACGAAGUUUGGAAGGAACUCCAGAAGCUCUCCCGGCCAGUCGACAAGAAGAGAGAUUGGUUGAUACAGCCUCUGGUCGUGAAUGCAUUUCAUAAUCCUACCAGCAAAUGAAAUCAGUAAGUACUGUUUGAUAUAUCUUUAUAUAUAUCUAUAUCAAUCUUUAUAUACAUACACAUAUAUACAUA
Molecule: messenger RNA, 1013 nt
Organism: Macrobrachium nipponense
Lineage: Eukaryota; Metazoa; Arthropoda; Malacostraca; Decapoda; Palaemonidae
Product: neprilysin-1-like
Exons: 9
Coding region: 1-939 (312 amino acids)
Biological process (GO): protein processing
Cellular component (GO): plasma membrane
Molecular function (GO): metalloendopeptidase activity
Source: RefSeq, a predicted model, not a curated record